CCGCUGAUCCUGUUCCCCCAUUCCCGGAUUAUUAACUCGGCAACCAGAGGCGACUGGAUCCACCGAGUCCUGGCCACCGGGCCGGGGCCGGGGCGCCCGGAGCGCUUGGGGAUCCUGCAAGGUGACCAUGGCCUUGCUGGGGAAGCACUGUGACAUCCCCACCAACGGCUGCGGGUCUGAGCGUUGGAACUCCACCUUCACCCGCAAGGACGAGCUCAUCAACAGCCUGGUGUCCGCCUUAGACUCCAUGUGCUCGGCGCUCUCCAAGCUGAACACGGAGGUGGCCUGUGUGGCGGUCCACAAUGAGAGCGUCUUUGUGAUGGGCACCGAGAAGGGACGGAUGUUUCUGAACACCCGGAAGGAGCUACAGUCAGACUUCCUCAGGUUCUGCCGUGGACCCCUAUGGAAGGAUCCAGAAGCAGGACACCCUAAAAAGGUGCAACGCUGUGAGGGUGGUGGCCGGAGCAUCCCGCGGUCCUCGCUGGAGCAGUGCUCGGAUGUGUACCUGCUGCAGAAGAUGGUAGAGGAAGUGUUUGAUGUUCUUUAUAGUGAGGCUAUGGGCAGGGCCAGCGUGGUCCCUUUGCCCUAUGAGAGGCUGCUCAGGGAGCCGGGGCUACUGGCUGUACAGGGACUGCCCGAGGGCCUGGCCUUCCGGAGGCCAGCAGAGUAUGACCCCAAGGCGCUCAUGGCCAUUUUGGAGCACAGCCACCGAAUACGGUUUAAGCUCAGGAGGCCUCCUGAUGAUGGUGGGCGGGACUCAAAGGCGCUGGUGGAGAUGAACGGUAUCUCCCUGCUACCCAAGGGGUCCCGAGACUGCGGUCUGCAUGGCCAGGCCUCCAAGGUCACUCCCCAGGACCUGCCCCCCACCGCCACCCCAUCCUCCAUGGCCAACUUCCUGUACAGCACUUCGAUGCCCAACCACACCAUCCGGGAACUCAAGCAGGAGGCGCCCACCUGCCCGUUGACCCCCAGCGACCUGGGCUUGGGCUGGCCUGUGCCUGAGCCCCAGGUCCCCAGUGCCCAAGAUUUCUCCGACUGCUGUGCGGAAGCCCUGGGCCUGGACCACAUGGUCCCUGUCCCCUAUAGGAAGAUUGCCUGUGACCCCGAGGCUGUGGAAAUUGUGGGCAUCCCGGACAAGAUCCCCUUCAAGCGGCCUUGUACUUAUGGGGUGCCCAAGCUGAAGCGGAUUCUGGAGGAGCGGCACAGCAUUCACUUCAUAAUCAAGAGGAUGUUUGAUGAACGCAUUUUCACAGGGAACAAGUUUACCAAAGACCCCGUGAAGCUGGAGCCAGCCAGCCCACCAGAAGACACUUCCACAGAGGUCUGUAGGGACGCUAUGCUGGACCUGGCUGGGACUGCUUGGUCAGACAAGAGCAGCGUCUCUGAAGACUGUGGGCCAGGAACCUCAGGAGAGUUAGGAAUGUUGAGGCCCAUCAAAAUUGAGCCAGAGGAGCUGGACAUCAUUCAGGUUACUGUCCCAGACCCUUCACCAACUUCGGAGGAGAUGGCCGACUCACUACCUGGGCAUCUGCCCUCGGAGGAUUCCGGUUAUGGGAUGGAAAUGCCGGCUGACAAAGGCCCCAGUGAGGAGCCAUGGCCAGAGGAGAGGCCGGCAGAAGAAAGCCCUGGUGAUGUGAUCCGGCCCUUGCGGAAGCAGGUGGAGAUGCUGUUCAACACGAAAUAUGCCAAAGCCAUUGGUACCUCGGAACCAGUCAAGGUGCCCUACUCCAAGUUCCUGAUGCAUCCUGAGGAGCUGUUCGUCCUGGGGCUGCCCGAGGGCAUCUCUCUCCGCAGACCCAACUGCUUUGGGAUCGCCAAGCUUCGGAAGAUUCUGGAAGCUAGCAACAACAUCCAAUUUGUCAUCAAGAGACCCGAACUGCUCACCGAUGGUGUCAAAGAGCCUGUUAUGGAUACUCAAGAGAGGGACUCCUGGGACCGUCUUGUGGACGAGACCCCGAAGAGGCAGGGCCUUCAAGAAAAUUACGACACCAGGCUCUCGCGGAUCGACAUCGCUAACACGCUUAGGGAACAAGUCCAAGAUCUGUUUAACAAGAAAUACGGUGAAGCCUUGGGCAUCAAAUACCCAGUGCAGGUACCCUACAAACGAAUCAAAAGCAAUCCGGGCUCAGUCAUCAUCGAGGGCCUACCUCCCGGGAUCCCAUUCCGCAAACCCUGCACCUUUGGCUCCCAGAACCUGGAAAGGAUCCUCUCUGUGGCUGACAAGAUUAAAUUCACAGUCACCAGGCCGUUCCAAGGACUCAUCCCAAAGCCUGACGAGGAUGAUGCCAACAGGCUCGGGGAGAAGGUGAUCCUCCGAGAGCAGGUGAAGGAGCUCUUCAAUGAGAAAUACGGGGAGGCCCUGGGACUGAAUCGGCCUGUGUUGGUCCCUUACAAACUGAUCCGGGACAGCCCAGAUGCCGUGGAGGUGAAAGGCCUCCCGGAUGACAUCCCCUUCCGGAACCCCAACACCUACGACAUCCAUCGGCUGGAGAAGAUCCUGAAGGCCAGGGAGCAUGUGCGGAUGGUUAUCAUCAACCAGCUCCAACCUUUUGCAGAAGCCUGCAAUGAUGCCAAGGUGCCAGCCAAAGACAUUCCCAAGCGCAAGAGAAAGCGGGUCUCGGAAGGCAACUCGGUCUCCUCCUCUUCCUCUUCUUCAUCCUCGUCCUCUAACCCAGAGUCUGUGGCAUCCACCAACCAGAUCUCCCUCGUGCAGUGGCCAGUGUACAUGGUGGACUAUUCCGGACUAAACGCGCACCUUCCAGGUCCCCUUGAUUAUUAAACCUCAGAGCCGAAUCAGGACCUCAACUCAGAAAGACUAAAGGAAAUGUAAUUUAUGUACAAAGUAUAUUCGGAUAUGUAUCGAUGCCUUUUAGUUUUUCCAAUGAUUUUUACACUAUAUUCCUGCCGCCAAGGCCUUUUUAAAUAAGUAAAAAAAAAAAGAAAAGAAAAAGAAAAAAAAGUGUUACCUUUUAUUUUACUUUAUUUUUCUGGCUAUAUGUACGCUUUUGGUGGUGUGGCCCCGGCAGCCACCCAGGGACCGAGUCAGACAAGACACCAACCAGCUCAGGUGCCCCAUGCCAUACUCUGGAGUCUCGAGUUUCUGAACACUAGAUUGGUGGUGUCUGGGGACAGAACUUAUUUUCUUUACUGCAGCCCCAGGAGGAACCACAGAGUGCUUGCCCAGCCUCCACAAUGCCAUGGGUUCCACCCCAGCACUGCCCAUCCUGGGUAUGGUGGUGCACACCUGUGACCCCAGCACUCAGGAGGUUCAGGAGUUUCCAUUUGGGGCUGGGGAGAUGGCUUGGUGGGUAAAGUGUACCUUCCUUUACAACAAGCAUAACAGCCUGACUUCAGAACCCCAGUAUCUGGGUAAAAAGCUAUGCACGGUGGUGGCGACA
This is a messenger RNA of Peromyscus eremicus (cactus mouse), 3398 nucleotides long. RefSeq names its product general transcription factor II-I repeat domain-containing protein 1-like. Gene Ontology annotation, biological process: transcription by RNA polymerase II. Gene Ontology annotation, molecular function: DNA-binding transcription factor activity. NCBI's taxonomy places the organism in Eukaryota, Metazoa, Chordata, Mammalia, Rodentia, Cricetidae. Gene Ontology annotation, cellular component: nucleus. The transcript is spliced from 25 exons. The record is from RefSeq and is a predicted model, not a curated record. Bases 128 to 2779 code for a protein of 883 amino acids.